Messenger RNA from Coccinella septempunctata (seven-spotted ladybird), 3319 nucleotides. RefSeq names its product transmembrane protein 272-like. The coding region runs from base 288 to 977 and encodes 229 amino acids. NCBI's taxonomy places the organism in Eukaryota, Metazoa, Arthropoda, Insecta, Coleoptera, Coccinellidae. The record is from RefSeq and is a predicted model, not a curated record. The transcript is spliced from 5 exons.
GGAUUUCUCUUUUUCAUUAUAUUAUAUAUACCCUCCAUACUCUUUAUCAACUGGAUGGAAAAAAUAAAGUUGAUGUGCAUUACAACACAUCUUGUUUAUACGUCUUUAGUUUUCAAGGAGUUCUAGAAUUGUGAACUGUGAGACAAAUUUCAAUGUCCAAUCACUCGUUUAUAUCUGAAUCUGUAUAAUGGAAAUUGAUAAGUAACGAAAACUAGCAGCUAAUUAAUUUAUAGAAAAAUAAUCUGAAGAAGGAAUGGUCAAAGCUAAAACAAAGAAUAACAUCAAUAAUGCCAAGACGAAACGAUUUUUCUGAUGGUUCCAGUAGAGAACAGACAGUUUUUAGACAAGAUAGUGCACCUCCAAGUUAUGAAGAUGCAAUUAAUCCAAAUGCACCUCCACCUACAUAUGACUCGUUAUUUGGAAGGGUACGAGAAGCUCAAAAAUCCAGCAAAGGAGUUAUAGAUUUUCUUAAGAACAUAUUCAUCAUAAUUUUGGGGACACUUGGCUGUACAAUUAUUCUUGGAGUAACAAUAGUGAUUCCAAUAUGUAUGAUAACAAUUGGAAUAAUCUACAUGCAUGACUGCCCUCAAGGAGAGUACAUUCCAGUAUAUUUAGUUGUUGGAGGUUUAUUUGGAAUUCUGAAACAACUUCUCCACUUAUCUGCCAGAGUUAGGCAAACAGAAGAAGAAAGGAGGGAAGAAAAUUUGAGACAGUCUCCAACACAAACUUUAUUGAAUUGCUUCAUGUUGGGAUGGUUUAUAAUAGGCUCUGUGUGGGUGUACAAAGAAUACGAACCAAAUUAUGACCAACGCCUUGGGCUGUAUUGUAAUAAAACUCUUUAUCUGUUUGCCUUUUGGCUGAUUACAUCGGUGUAUAUCAUCUUGGGAAUCAUUACUGUAUGUUUAUGUUCGAUAAGUAUUGCUACAGUAAUCUUCCAUGGAGAUGCUACUGAAGGAGUUCGAACAAGUUCUAUCUAGAAUCAGUGCAAUGAAAAACUGAUAAUCUGGUUAAUAAGUAAGUUAUCCCUUCAUGAUGAGGGUUACAUCAAAGACAGAUAUUUCAGAAAAGAUAUUUAAUAUACUGAUUCUUUCUGAAGAGGUUUAAAUUUGAUUCUGAGUAAGUUGUCAUAAAUCAGUGACCAAGUUUGUGGCAGGUUGGUAGUUCAAAUGACAAUGACAGGCAGAAGAAAGUAUAUUAACCAUGCUGUAAAAAUAUGCUUUCCUCAAAAACAAAGGGAGCAAUAGAAAUUUUCAGGUGACUUUCAACAGUUUGCAAUUUGAAGAAAAGAUAUAGAGCCAUUUGAAAAAUUUGGGUUUUUUAAAUUUUAUUCAAGUUCUCCAAGUGUCUGACGCGGAGCCAAAAACAUUUGGAAAAUGUUUUUGCACGUCAGCACGUCAUUUUCUCAAGAUUACUUGAUAAAAAUAAGAAAUAAAUUCGAAGGUUGGAUCCUUGGAAUUAACAUUUCCUUUUUUUUAAAGAUAGAUUUUUCUUCAAUGCCUCUUGAAAAUCAUCUUAAAACUUCUGUUCUGAAACGCUUCUGCUGAAAGACACCUCUCUCUUUCGCAGUAGCAGUUGAUCGUUUGGUAUUCUUUAAUUGAAUAAAAAACAUACGCAGUUUUAUCUCGUUAUGAUUUUUCAUUCAUGCUGAAUUUCUCCUGAUAAAAAAAUGUUAGUGCUGGAUAGCAUUUUUAUAGUCUUCACCCAAGUCAUUACAAUCGGAAAUGUUUAAAAAUCCCAAAUUAUGGAGAGAUAACUUACCCUCGUUUUGUAUUUGUUAUCCAUUGGUAAUCUGUGAUAUUCAAACUUUUUAUUGUGAUCUAUUUAUUGUAUUUAUUUUUUUCUAUUCGAUGUACAGAAUAUCGGUGUAGGAUUUUCUAUUUUAACUUCUUAAGUGUCAAAAAUUUUUUAUACUCUCCGAAAUAUAUUCUUUAGAAUACUUCCUGUAUUCGCACACUAUCGUGAUGUAUAUAUAAAAUAUUCUUCCUUUCCUACCAGUACUCAAUAACGUCAAAAGACUUCUGGAGUUUUUCAGCAACUGCUCCUCUUGAAUCUCAAAAUUAUUUUGCAUGGAAGUUUGGAAUUAAUUGGUUUUAUAUAAAAAAAUUUAGGAAUGAAUAAUGAAUAUUAUGAACGAUUACAUUUAAUUUUACUGAUUUAGAUUUCAAAUGAUGAAAUUCUAAACCAUUUAAAUUUUCAAAUGAAGUCAUUUGGUUUGCCAUGUUUGUUUACAUUAUUAUAUAUAUAUAUCGUAUUGCUUGAACAAUAUCAUAUAUUAUAAUUCUGAUAUUACAAGGUCCAUUAAUCAUCUAGUGCAAAAAUAAGUGUGGUGUAUAAUAUAAUUAAUAUUCAAUGACUUGUUAGAAAUUGCAUUUAGCAACAAUACUGAAUGAUUUAUUAUUUUUAUAUCGACAUUUCGAACAAUGAAUCUAUGUAUUAUAUAAGAAAUCAAAUUAGGUAUAAUAAGAACUUUAUUCUCUACAGAUGAAAAAAUUAGUGUACAUAUUCAUGAUUAUUUAUAAAGAUAUACAGUCAGUUCUUUUUUCAUGUACAUGUUUAUUUAUAAUAAUCAUAAGACUAAUUGUAUUACAGGUUAAAUAUUUUUUAUUAGGGUUUUGAGGUCCGAAUUUUUAAAGGUUUUUUAAGGGAUAGAUUCAUAUUUAUGAAAUACAUUUCUUCCGUCAUGAUUAUUGAGAUGAAUUUCUUCAUUGAAAUGCCGGCCUAGUUUACAAAAUACAUACUUGUUAUGGAAAACUUUUAUAAUCUGAACUGUCCAAUAAUAAGAUAUUUUAAUUGAUAUGAAAUGUGCUACAUAUCAUUCAGUUCAAAAACAAUUUUACAUUUAUGUACACUUAGUAUCUUUGUGAUUUUUAUUGUAUUUGUCUUGAUAUAGGGAUUUGUACUCCGACAUUCUUGCAUUAAUUUUAAUUUGGCAGCAUCCGUUUCAAUAUUAUAUACAAAUUGAAUUAUAACUGCGACUUAUAAUCUUAUGUCUGAUCAUUAUCUGAUUGAACAAGAAUCUCAUAAAUACUAAAUAAGUAUGUCAGUGCCAUGAAAAGCUGAUUCAUAACGAAUAUAUUGUAAUUUUUAUUCAACUUAAUAUGGUGGAUAACAACUUAUCAAAUAUUUCAUCCACUAAAUUUAAUUUUUGGGGAAAAUGGUUUACUAGUCAUUUUAUGGUAGACAGUGCCACCGAACAUGCAAUUUUUGACUUUUACGUCUUUUAUGUAAAUAAUUGCCAUGAUCAUUUUAUAUACUUUAUACUGAUAAUUAGGAUAACGAAUACUCAGAUAUGAUAGAUUUAAAUAUAGUUUUAAUGCAA